Paramacrobiotus metropolitanus is the source of this 496-nucleotide messenger RNA. Its product is annotated as sulfotransferase 1B1-like. Lineage: Eukaryota; Metazoa; Tardigrada; Eutardigrada; Parachela; Macrobiotidae. The transcript has 3 exons. The coding region runs from base 125 to 496 and encodes 123 amino acids. The record is from RefSeq and is a predicted model, not a curated record. Gene Ontology annotation, cellular component: cytoplasm. Gene Ontology annotation, biological process: sulfation. Gene Ontology annotation, molecular function: sulfotransferase activity.
CUACCAUUUUAUUUCACGCAUUCUUUCCAAAUAUACCGGUGACCUUAGUGAUAACGUUGACGCCUUCGUCACGGACAAAAUCAUGUAUGGUCCAUAUUUCGACCAUUUGGUCAGCUAGUGGAAGAUGCGAGACCACCCCAAUGUCCUUAUUGUGUCCUUCGAAGAAAUUACCGAGAAUUUCCAUGAUACAGCCAAACGGAUCGGCAAGUUCUUGGGAAAAGAUUUAACAGAAGAACAGUUAACGGUCAUGGAGCGAGUGUGCUCUUUUGAUUCGAUGAAAGCUAACCCACUGACUAAUCGCUACGACAAACACAUUGCCGGUAUCUACGAUCACAAUAUUUCCCCGUUUCUUCGUUCCGGGGUGCCAGGCGCUUGGCGAGAGCAUCUGACACCGGAAGUGAAUGAAAAAGUGAAUACAUGGAUGGCUAAGAAUCUUGCCCGGGAAGACCUCAAAGGCUUAGCCGAAAGAUUUCCUUCUACAUUUGCGUUCAACUGA